Molecule: messenger RNA, 936 nt
Organism: Urocitellus parryii (Arctic ground squirrel)
Lineage: Eukaryota; Metazoa; Chordata; Mammalia; Rodentia; Sciuridae
Product: T-cell ecto-ADP-ribosyltransferase 1-like
Molecular function (GO): NAD+-protein-arginine ADP-ribosyltransferase activity; NAD+ poly-ADP-ribosyltransferase activity
Source: RefSeq, a predicted model, not a curated record
GACUGAAUCACCCAGGAUCAGCAGGAGAUCAGUUUUUGAAUUGUGAACUUGAAGAUAACAUUGCUUCUAGACAUGGCAGUUUAUAUCUUCAUACUAAUUUGUUGGCUAACACAGCAGGUGACCAGCCAAUCAGUCCUCGACAUGGCCAACAACACAUUUGAUGAUCAGUAUGAGGGCUGUAUCGAAGCAAUGGAGGAAAAGGCACCCCAGCUGUUAAAAGAAGAGCUAAGCGUGAAUGAAAAUUUUWAAAAUAAAUGGGAAAAAGCUGAGAAAAAAUGGAAGCAAAUAAAGUCCAAAGUAAACUAUCCAGAAAAUUUCAAUGAUUUCCAUGGAACUGCUAUAGUGGCCUAUACUGGGGAAAUUGCAAUAGAUUUUAACCGAGCUGUAAGAGAAUUCAGACUAAAUCCACAGAAGUUUCAGUACAAGGCCUUCCAUUAUUAUUUGACAAGAGCUCUUCAGCUUCUGAGGACAUCCCAGUGUAACCAAGUUUUUAGAGGCUCUCAAACCAAAUUUUAUUACAGUGGGGCCGGUAGUGUACGAUUUGGGCAAUUCACUUCGUCAUCUUUGAAUAGAAAUAUAGCUGUUUCUCCAGUAUUUCUUGGUGCUCAUGGGACAUUGUUUGUUAUCAGAACCUGUUUGGGUGUUAAUAUCAAAGAAUUCUCUUUCUACUCUAAAGAAGAGGAAGUGUUAAUACCAGGAUAUGAAGUGUAUCAGAAGGUCACCGUAAAACAAACUGGUAAAAAUCACAAUGAAAUUUCCCUCGAAGCUCCCCAAAAACGAAAGAGUAACUUCAAUUGCUUAUAUGCUCAUUCUACUCCAAUUCACAGCAAAUCAAACAUCAAUUUCAAGAGUUCAGGCCCUGUGUUCCCGCUGCUGCUGCUGGUGCUGCUGCUUGCUGAGCCAUAGCCCUUGGCCUGAAGUCUCUCUUCUUUGACU